GGUCAUGUCAAGAAAAUUUGCAAGACUUCGUCAUGGCGGAAAGGUUGGGGUCUGUAAAGAAGACUGCUCAUAUUCCUCACUGUUUUUGAUAUUGCUCAUAACUUUUGCUUCAAGCUUGGUAGCGUCGCAAAGUGGAUAAGGAAUUUUCCAACAAGUGAUCACUUGAAGGGCUGUUCAGAGAGUGGAUCUUCCAUUACUACUUCGAUUAAUUUUUUUUAUGGUACAUUUGUAAACCUUUGGUUUGAUCAGGAGGAAAACAAGUUCCAAGGAAAGUAGCACCUGUGAAAAAUAAAAAGCUUCGGUAUUGCUAUUUGGAUGUGGAUUGCCUUAGAAAGUGAAGGUUACUGAGCUUGGCGUUUACUUAUUACUACCAAAGGAGGUCGUUGCAGGAGAAAUCGACUGCACAUCCCUCGCAUUGUUUUGCAUUGUUUGAUGCUUUACGUUGCAGCUGUGGGGCUACGUUAUAGUUUUGAAUUUCAAGGGGAAUAUGGAUCAGUUGGAGUGUGGAAAAAUAAACGUUUAAAGUACCAAGGAUUAUAGGUCGGCCUGUAAAAGCCUGAUUUAGACAAGUUAUCGAGAGAAGGCUUCUUACAAUUUUGUUUCAUUUAUCGAACUCUAGGCUCCCAGCGGUAGUAAGCCUGUUUCAUUAUCACUCGCCUUGUCCUCCGAAGACAUAUUUAGAAUGCUCAUUUUCUUCUCUACACUUGCUCACUUUUGCUAAGAUAUUUAACUGAAAAUCCAGUCGAUCUUGAAUGGAAAUAACUUGAUUUUACUCGAUGGAAAAGUACGAGAAUCUUGGCUUGGUGGGGGAAGGAUCGUACGGCAUGGUGAUGAAAUGCAGACACAAAGAAUCCAACCAACUUGUGGCUAUCAAGAAAUUUAUUGAAUCUGAGGAUGAUAAAAUGGUGAAGAAAAUAGCUUUGAGAGAAGUAAGAAUGCUGAAGCAACUACGACAUGAUAACCUUGUUAAUUUAUUGGAAGUUUUUCGUCGCAAGAAGCGACUCUUCCUUGUGUUUGAGUUUGUGGAUCAUACAGUUCUUGAUGAACUUGAAAGAUAUCCUAAUGGUUUAGAAGAGAAUAAUGUGAGGAAAGUACUAUGGCAAGUGUUGAGGGCCAUUGAGUUCUGCCAUCUUCAUAAUAUCAUCCAUAGGGAUGUAAAACCAGAGAAUAUUUUGGUGUCCAAGUCUGGUGUAGUGAAGCUGUGUGAUUUUGGGUUUGCCAGAACUUUAGCUACUGGUCCAGGUGAGGCUUACACAGAUUAUGUUGCCACCAGAUGGUACAGAGCUCCUGAGUUACUUGUAGGAGACACAAAAUAUGGCAGAGCUGUAGAUGUGUGGGCAGUGGGGUGUCUAUUGGCAGAGAUGCUAACAGGAGAACCUCUGUUUCCUGGGGAUUCAGAUAUUGACCAACUUUAUCUUAUCAUUACAAAGAUUGGUAACCUGACAAACAGACAUCGAGAAAUUUUCCACAGAAAUCCCUUAUUUGUUGGCAUGAAGUUACCAGAAGUUAAGGAGGUGGAGCCUAUUGAGAGACGAUUUCACCGAGUGUCGUCUGCUGCCAUGGACAUUCUUAAGCUGUGUCUCAAAAUGGACCCAGCAGAUAGACCAGAUUGUUCAAAGCUUCUAAAACAUGAUUUUUUCAAGAAAGAUAAUUUUGGGGAGAAGUUUUCUCAAGAACUUAAAGCAAAAAUUACCCGAGAGACUGCAGAAAAUCCUCUACUGAGAUCGUUGAAUGGAAGGCAUGACUCCAGAGAUGAAUCUGCAGAAGAAAAAGCAAAGAGGAAAAGGAGAAAGGAGAAGGAACGUGAAGCAAAAGAUCAAAGGGACAAAGAAGCGAGGGAAUCCAGGGAGGCGAAGAGAUUAGAGACAAGAGAAGUUCUUAAAGAACCUAAGAAGCACAAGGAGUCUAAGGAUCACAAGGAGACAACAGGCUUGGAAAAACAGAGCAAGAAGACACUAUUACUCCCAUCGACAUCACAAAGUUCUUCUGUGUUGCAACAAGAGGUAGCAGCGUUACCAAUGACAAACCAUCAGGUGAAUUCACCGUCGCACACUCUGCAUGUUACCACGGGAGCCUCCACGUCAAAUGUACCGACUUCUUACAGCGGGACAUCAGGAGUUACGGGUCCACCCACACCACUCGAUACUUUUGUUACCGGUCUUCCUCACGGUAAACAAUUGUCUCCUAUACAAAGUGCUAGUACACUUAGAAAUUCACCGCCUACUCAACAGGAAUCGUCCGGGACAACGUUGUCAAAAGGCUCGAUGGGGCCAGCUACAACUUCGCUGGGAACGUCGACGAAAGGUGGAAGUUCGCAUACAAUAAGUUUAUCGAAAACAAACAUUGGAUUGGGUGUGGUUGGACCUCGGCAUGAGUCUCCACCUGGGCCACCUCCCUUCAGGGUUGCUAACGACAGCAAAGUGAAGAAGACUCCCCCGUCACACUCUAAAAAGAGCACAGGCCCCCCUCCAAACCACCACAGCACCACGUUAUAUCCCUCAUCCGACUCUUACUAUGAGCAAAAAACUUCAAGUAACUUUGAUCUCGGCAGCCGACAUGGGGAGAGGUCAUCAAUAGAGUCGAACUAUAAAAAGAAACGUGAUAAGGACAAGGAAAAAGAAAGGGAUCGGCCAAGAGGAGAGAAUGAGUUUCCACAUCUACCUGAUGUGGUGGGAGCAGAGGCUAAGAACAGCUUCAAGACUGGUAAAACCUCGAAGAAUGCGAAAACUUCCAUAUCGAUGAUGCCGCACAUUACGAACCUGACUCCAUUCCAAAACGGCACAUCACAACGACAGGGUACACCACCCGGAUAUCACCAGGGGAACAGUCGUGACUCCAAUCUUCCGUCCGUAUGAUACAAGAGAAUGCCCGUAUGGUGUUCUCAUACGAAUUGUGAUGUAGGCAAUGUUAUGCCGAGUUAGUAAAAUGUAAGUUAAGUUUUAUAUAAUCGUUAUUAUAGUUUCAUUAUUAGAAUAUAAUAGCAUCUUUCAAGUACUGAAAGUCGAUUCAGAUUGUUAGAACACUUGUACGGAAAACCAAGCACGUUUUAUAUAUCGUUCAAAGUAUUCGUCUGAGAUUUAUCAAUACAUAUUUUUAUUCAUACACGGAAAAGAACUUAAAUAGCUAUAAAUUAAUUGAACAACGUUCAUUGUUAGUGUACUUGCCAUACGUAACUUAUUCAGAGGAACAGUAUACAAGCUUGUACCGUCUCGUAUGUACAAGAAACGGUAACAACAAUGAAAUAAAAUAUCGCAAAAUAUCGUGCAAA
Molecule: messenger RNA, 3268 nt
Organism: Stylophora pistillata
Lineage: Eukaryota; Metazoa; Cnidaria; Anthozoa; Scleractinia; Pocilloporidae
Biological process (GO): protein phosphorylation
Cellular component (GO): nucleus
Molecular function (GO): protein serine/threonine kinase activity; ATP binding
Source: RefSeq, a predicted model, not a curated record